Colletotrichum lupini is the source of this 8958-nucleotide messenger RNA. RefSeq names its product Sec63 Brl domain-containing protein. Gene Ontology annotation, cellular component: nucleus. The transcript has 10 exons. Gene Ontology annotation, molecular function: ATP hydrolysis activity; nucleic acid binding; ATP binding. The record is from RefSeq and is a predicted model, not a curated record. Bases 1 to 8958 code for a protein of 2985 amino acids. Lineage: Eukaryota; Fungi; Ascomycota; Sordariomycetes; Glomerellales; Glomerellaceae.
AUGUCGAACCAAGACCAACACCGCGAUGUAUCCCAGUAUAAGUACUCGGCCAUGUCCAACCUGGUCCUCCAGGCGGACCGUCGUUUUGUUUCAAGACGAAAUGAUGAGGCCACGGGCGAUCCCGAGUCUCUCGCUGGAAAGCUGAGCAUUCGCGACAUGGGAGCUCGCGUCGCUCGCGAAAUCGCACCGAAACAAAAGAAGUCGACUGGCCUUACCGGCGUGGAACGCGGUAGCUUACAGGAGGGCGAGGACGUGCUAGCUCGCGAGCAGAAGAAGAAGGGCGAAAAGGCACAGCCGAGAGGUGCUGGUGUCCUGGGAACUGGAGACCUGUUCGUCGAGGGCAUCCGAUACCGCCCGCGCACACCGGCAACACGGGCGACGUUCGAAUUGAUACUGAAGAUCGUUUCUGACAAUCUUGGCGAUGUCCCCCAAACUGCCGUGAUCAGCGCCGCCGACGUGACUUUGGAGUUCCUGAAGGACGACGACUUGAAAGACACAGAGAAAAAGAGGGAAAUUGACGAUCUUUUGGGUGUCUCAAUGAGCGCGAAGGAAUUCAACGAGCUCGUAAAUCUCGGAAAGAAAGUCACAGACUACGACGCGCAAGACGAGGAUGAGGAUAUGGACGACAAUGCAGAAGACGCCGACGGAGCCGAAUUAGACGAAAGACAGGGUGUCGCAGUCGUUUUCGAAGAUUCCGAUGAUGAGGAAGGAGGCAUUGUGAAUGAAGUCAGGGAAGAGUCCUCCGAGGACGAGGAAGCGGACGAGGAUGAGGACGAACCCGCCGCCGACGCAAACGAUGCGAUGGACAUGGAAGACGACGCCAUGGUCAUCGAUUCAGCCCCUCGGAAGCAAGCACAGGAAUCAAAGCAGGCAAAGAGUGUCUCUGCUCGAGACAUCGAUGCAUUUUGGCUGCAGCGACAGAUCGGAAAGCUCUAUGCGGAUUCCCACGAACAGCACGACAAGACGACCGACGCUUUGCGCAUUCUUUCCGGCGAACCUGAUGAGCAGGGCGGAGAGGACAAGUCACUCAGAGAGAUCGAGAACGACCUCAUGGAGCUUUUCGACUACGAGCAUCACGAAUUAGUCCAACUCCUUAUUGAGAACAGGGAGAAGGUGGUUUGGCUCACUCGUCAUUCAAGGGCUGAGACGGAUGAAGAGCGAGCUGUGGUGGAGCGCGAAAUGGCUUCCGAAGGUCUGCAGUGGAUUCUUAAUGAGAAAUUUGGAAAGAAGGGCGACGACCAAAAAGGACGGAAGAUGGAAAUCAAGAUGGACCUUGAUGCCCCAUCAUCACUCACAAAUGCUCCCCCCGCAGAAGACGAGCGCCCCCAGGGAUUGGUGGGUGGUUUGCAACCGCGCAAGCUCAUCAACCUGGAGAACUUGGUCUUCGACCAGGGCAAUCAUCUCAUGAGCAACCCCAAGGUCAGGUUGCCGGAGGGGUCAACAAAACGAACUUUCAAGGGAUACGAAGAAAUCCACGUGCCCCCUCCCAAGAAGCGCAGUGAUGCCAGCGACACACUCGUUCCCAUAACCGAAAUGCCAGAAUGGUCCCGCCUACCCUUCGGUACCACCAAAUCCCUCAACAAGAUCCAGUCGAAGUGCUACCCAACAGCCUUUGGCGACGAUGGCAACAUGCUGAUUUGUGCACCCACUGGUAGUGGAAAGACAAAUGUGGCAAUGCUUACAAUUCUUCGAGAAAUCGGCAAGAACCGCAAUCCUGAGACUGGCGACAUCGAGCUGGAUAACUUCAAAAUCGUGUACAUUGCGCCCUUGAAGGCGUUGGUACAGGAACAAGUUGGCAACUUUGGAAAGCGACUUGAACCCUAUGGUGUCAAGGUCUCUGAGUUGACUGGUGACCGUCAGCUUACCAAGGCUCAAAUCGCCGAGACCCAGAUCAUUGUCACUACUCCUGAGAAGUGGGACGUCAUCACGAGAAAGGCUACCGAUCUCUCUUACACAAACCUAGUGCGCUUGGUUAUCAUCGACGAGAUCCACUUGCUCCACGACGACCGUGGUCCUGUUCUGGAGAGCAUCGUCAGCAGAACUAUCAGGAAGACUGAGCAGACUGGCGAGCCCGUCCGUCUGGUUGGUUUGUCUGCGACACUGCCAAACUACAAGGAUGUUGCUAGCUUCUUGCGUGUGGAUAUCAGCACUGGUCUCUUCCACUUUGAUGGUAGUUUCCGUCCCUGCCCCUUGCGCCAAGAAUUCAUUGGAGUCACGGAUCGCAAGGCCAUCAAGCAGCUGAAGACCAUGAACGAUGUCACAUACAACAAGGUCAUUGAGCAUGUAGGAGCGAAGGGAAAUCAGAUGCUCAUAUUCGUUCACUCACGAAAGGAGACUGCCAAGACUGCGCGCUACAUUCGUGAUAAGGCUCUAGAGAUGGACACUAUCAAUCAGAUUCUUCGUCACGAUGCAGGAAGUCGCGAGGUGCUCAACGAAGCGGCCAGCCAAGCCACCGACAAGGACCUCAAGGAUAUCCUUCCUUACGGUUUCGGUAUUCAUCAUGCUGGUAUGAACCGCAUCGAUCGUACAGAUGUUGAGGACCUCUUCGCCCGUGGCGCUAUUCAAGUCCUUGUCUGUACCGCGACCCUUGCUUGGGGUGUCAACCUGCCAGCGCAUACCGUCAUUAUCAAAGGCACUUCAGUAUACUCUCCAGAGAAAGGUAGCUGGGUUGAGCUCAGCCCCCAGGACGUCCUGCAGAUGCUUGGACGUGCCGGGCGUCCACAAUACGAUACCUAUGGCGAGGGCAUCAUCAUCACAACCCAGAACGAGAUCCAGUACUACUUGUCGCUCCUCAAUCAACAAUUACCAAUCGAGAGUCAAUUCGUCAGUAAGCUCGUGGACAACUUGAACGCCGAGAUUGUGCUCGGCAACGUCCGCAGUAGAGACGAGGGUGUCGAAUGGCUUGGCUACACCUACUUGUUCGUUCGUAUGCUACGUUCGCCCGGCCUCUACCAAGUUGGCGCGGAAUACGAAGAUGAUGAGGCUUUGGAACAAAAACGAGUUGAUUUGAUUCAUUCUGCUGCUUCAGUACUAAGGAAGUCAAAUCUUAUCAAAUACGAUGAGAAGACCGGCAAGCUCCAGUCAACGGAGUUGGGGCGUAUCGCUUCCCACUACUACAUCACACAUGGCUCUAUGGAGACUUACAACAACCUGAUUCAACCCUCAAUCACAACCAUUGAGCUGUUCAGAGUAUUCUCUCUGAGUGCAGAGUUCAAGUACAUCCCCGUGCGUCAGGAUGAAAAGCUUGAGCUUGCCAAGUUGUUGGGCAGAGUUCCGAUCCCAGUUAAGGAGAGCAUCGAGGAGCCUCACGCGAAGAUCAACGUGUUGCUGCAAGCCUACAUCUCACGACUUAAGUUGGACGGUCUAGCCCUUAUGGCUGAUAUGGUCUACGUCACUCAAUCCGCUGGUCGUAUUCUCCGCGCCAUCUUCGAAAUUACCAUGAAGAAGGGAUGGGCGUCUGUGGCCAAGACCGCCUUGGAUCUUUGCAAGAUGGCAGAGAAGCGCAUGUGGCCAACCAUGUCACCACUUCGUCAGUUCCCCAACUGCCCUAGAGACAUUGUGCAGAAGUCGGAGAGAAUCGAAGUGUCUUGGAGCAACUACUUCGACCUCGAUCCUCCUCGAAUGGGAGAAUUGCUUGGCAUGCCCAAGGCCGGCAGAACUGUCUGUGGCUUGGUUGCCAAGUUCCCCAGAGUGGAGGUUCAGGCUCAAGUUCAGCCACUUACGAGAUCCAUGCUUCGAGUCGAGUUGAGCAUCGCUCCCAACUUUGAGUGGGAUGUCGAAAUCCACGGCCCAGCGGAAAGUUUCUGGAUCUUCGUCGAGGAUUGUGAUGGAGAGGAUAUCCUCUUCAGUGACCAAUUCUUGCUGCGCAAGGAGUACGCCGAGUCUGAGUCGAACGAGCACAUUGUCGACUUCACCGUGCCGAUCACAGAGCCAAUGCCCCCGAACUACUUUAUCUCAGUUGUGUCUGAUCGCUGGAUGCAUUCCGAAACAAGAUUGCCAGUAUCAUUCCACAAGCUGAUUCUUCCCGAGAGGUUUCCUCCCCACACUGAGCUCCUUGAGCUUCAGCCUUUGCCUGUUGCGGCGCUGAAGGCCAAAGAGUAUGCCAAAUUGUACCCUGACUGGGACCACUUCAACCGCAUCCAGACGCAAACUUUCAACUCGCUGUACAACACCGAUCAGAAUGUGUUCGUGGGUGCGCCGACGGGAAGUGGCAAGACGGUAUGCGCAGAGUUUUCUCUACUGCGACACUGGUCUAAGGCAGACGCUGGACGUGUAGUCUACAUCGCACCCUUCCAGGAGCUGAUCGACUCACGCCUUGAUGACUGGCAGAAGAGGCUUGGCGGUCUCCGGGGUGGAAAGACUAUCGAGAAGCUCACGGGAGAAACCACUACCGACUUGAAGAUUCUGGAGCGUAGCGACCUGAUUCUUGCGACUCCCAUCCAAUGGGAUGUAUUGUCCCGCCAGUGGAAGCGCAGGAAGAACGUUUCCACUGUCGAGCUUUUCAUUGCAGAUGAGGUUCAUCUGCUCGGAAACAACAUGGGAUAUGUCUACGAAAUCAUCAUUUCGCGAAUGCACUACAUCCGAACCCAGACUGAGCUUCCAAUGAGAAUUAUCGCGCUUGGUGUUUCCCUUGCCAACGCCCGCGACCUCGGCGAGUGGAUCGACGCGAAGAAGCACGAUAUCUACAACUUCAGCCCGCACGUCCGCCCUGUACCCCUCGAACUUCACAUCCAAUCUUACACCAAUCCUCACUUCCCUUCACUGAUGCUGUCUAUGGCGAAGCCGACUUACUUGGCCAUCACGCAGAUGUCCGCUGACAAACCCGCUAUUGUGUUUGUUCCGAGUCGGAAGCAAACACGAGCGACCACGCGUGAUCUGCUGACAGCUGCCUUCAUGGAUGAUGACGAAGACCGUUUCCUGCACGCUGAGGUGGAGCAGAUGCGCCCUCUUCUUGAUCGCAUUUCCGAAGAAGCACUCGCCGAGUCUCUUUCUCACGGCGUGGGAUACUACCACGAGGCUUUGAGUCAGAGCGACAAGCGUAUCGUCAAGCACCUGUACGAGCAUGGAGCUAUUCAGGUGCUUGUUGCUUCUCGUGACGUUUGCUGGGAGCUCAACAGCACUGCCCACCUCGUCAUCGUCAUGGGCACGCAAUAUUUCGAGGGUCGCGAGCAUCGCUAUGUCGAUUACUCCCUAAGCGAAGUCUUGCACAUGUUCGGCAAGGCACUCCGACCUUCCAAGGACGGCAGAGGCCGGGGCGUUCUUAUGCUUCCGUCAGCCAAGAGAGAAUUCUACAAGAAGUUUUUGAAUGAGGCUCUCCCUGUCGAGUCACAUCUCCACAACUACCUUCACGAUGCCUUUGUCACCGAGAUCAGCACGAAGAUGAUCGAGUCUGGUGAUGAUGCCAUCAACUGGACGACGUUCACCUACUUCUACAGGCGUCUCCUGGCCAACCCCAGCUUCUACAGCUUGACCAGCACUACGCAGGAUGGUCUCAGCGACUACAUGUCGGAUCUCAUCCAGACCACCCUGCAAGAGCUGAGCGACUCCAAGAUCAUUGAGCUUGACGAGGACGAUGGCUCCGUUGCGCCGCAGAACGCGGCCAUGAUUGCAGCAUACUACAACAUCUCCUACAUCACUAUGCAGACGUUCCUCUUGUCUCUGAGCGCCAAGACCAAACUCAAGGGCGUUUUGGAAAUUAUCACAUCGGCUACUGAAUUCGAAGCUAUCCAGAUCAGGAGGCACGAGGAGGGCAUUCUCCGCAGGAUCUACGACCGUAUUCCUGUCAAGAUGGCAGAGCCUGUGUAUGAUUCGGCCCAUUUCAAGGCCUUUGUCCUCCUGCAGGCGCAUUUCUCGCGAAUGCAGCUGCCGAUUGAUUUGGCCAAGGACCAAGAAGUCAUCAUUUCCAAGGUUCUCAGUCUCCUGAGUGCAACGGUUGAUAUUCUCUCAUCUGAUGGCCACAUCAACGCCAUGAACGCCAUGGAAAUGUCGCAGAUGGUUGUGCAGGCGAUGUGGGAUCGCGAUAGCCCCUUGAAGCAGAUUCCUCACUUUACACCUGAGGUUGUGAAGGUGGCAAACGAAUUUGGGUAUGUACCAAUUUAUGCAGUGCUGAUUUGCAAAACUAACGUCGAAUUUUCUCACAGUGUCAAGGAUAUCUUCGAUUUCAUGGAAGCCAUGAACCCCGAAGAGAACCCGGAUUACGCCAAAUUGGUCAAGCGUCUUGGUCUCUCGCAGAAGCAGUUGGGUGAGGCUGCCGCCUUCACCAAUGACAAAUACCCCGACAUUGAGCUUGAACACAGUGUCUUGGAUGAGGACGAUAUCAGAGCCAACGAGCCUGCGUACCUUAGUGUGCAGAUCCAACGACAAGUGGAGGAGGAUGAGGAGUUUGACCCGACUGUGCACGCACCGUUCUACCCAGCCAAGAAGUUGGAGAACUGGUGGCUUGUUGUAGGGGAGCAGACGACGAAGAACUUGCUUGCCAUUAAGCGUGUCACGAUCGGACGGGAGCUGAAGGUGAAGGUGGAGUUUACGGUGCCAACAGCUGUUACGUCGGAGUGGAUCAAGAGCGCGAAUUUUCCAUCACGGCUGCGGAGGGUAUGGACGUGGACGACAGCGAUGAGGAAGAGGACGAGGAAUAGACGGCUCGGCAGAUGGCAGAACCAUCUCGUCCGUACAAUAUCGCAAUUUCUUCGCCCUUAUCAGAAACCAUCUACAGGCGGCUCUUGUCCUCUUUCGACAGGGUUGAAUUGCCUGAAGACCGGUUGCGCAGACAGUGUGCGGUGCGACAGCAGUUGCGGUGGUGCCUCAGCGGCCAAGCGAACGUUCGGUGGGCUGGGCAUUGACCGGGCCACGUCCACGUUCCCUCUCACAGGCUCACGUGUCUCCGCCGUCAUCCGCGUCCAACUCCAAGAGUUUCUGCGUUCAUCUUUUUCCAGGCCAUUGCCUUUUUCUGCUACCACAACACGGGGAGCUCCCAAUCGCGCCCAUCAUCCUUCCUGCAGCCAGAUUAUCUUCUACCAUCGUCGCGACAACAAAAAAUCACGAACCGCGCGUAUCACGACGCGUGUUUCUUCCUUUGACCCAUCGCCAUUAGUCUUUGGCGUCGCGACUUGCCUAUUUACCCCAUCCAUACCCUUGCAACCCAGCUUCCAAGCUAUCGCCACAUCACCGACCAUGUCUGACGAGCCGACCACCAGCGGUCAAUCCGCGCCUGCCGCGACUGAGGAGGUGGAGAAGAAGGUUGAAGGAACCUCGCCUGCUGCUGAAGCUUCUGAGGCGCCCGCGACUGCUGCCAGCGACGCGAAACCAUCUGAGUCUGAGGCAGCUGCCAAGGAGACCACCGAGGAUGCGCAGAAGGACGACUCCAAAAACAAGGAUUCAGCUGAGACCAAAGACGCGGAAUCAUCCGGCAAGACAGACGAACAAUCCAAGGACGAGGACGUCGAGAUGAAGGACGUGACAGAUGGAGCUGAGGCGAAAGAGACAUCUGAUGCCGUUGCCAAUGAUGCUGAGCAAGCGCCAGCUGCUGACGCUGACGCCGCUGAUGCGACAGCUGAUAAGUCCAAGUCGCGUCGGAGAUCGUCCGGUAUUCCGGAACACAAGGGCAAAAAGCUUAGCAAGAAGGCAUCGAAGGCGAAGUUCUUCAACACCAAUGCGCAACCCGGCGAUCACUUCCUCGUCAAGCUCAAGGGAUACCCUCAAUGGCCCGUCAUUGUCUGCGACGAGGAAAUGCUCCCCGAGACCCUGCUCAAGAGCCGUCCCGUCACCGCGAAGCGUGCCGACGGCACGUAUCGCGAAGACUUUGCUGAUGGUGGCAAGCGUCAAAAUGACCGCACAUUCCCCGUCAUGUACCUCCGGACGAACGAAUUCGGUUGGGUACCAAACUCUGCUCUCCAAGAGCUGAACUCCGAAAAGGCGACCGAGCUCCUCACCGACAAAGUCAAGAAGGUCGAGUUGCGCGAUGCCUUCGAGCUCGCCAUCGAGCAACACCCCCUUGAUUACUACAAGGACGAGCUUCAGAAAUACCAAGAUGAAGUAGCUCAGAAGCAGGCCGCCAAGGAUGCCAGAGAGGCCGCAAAGAAGAACAAGAAGAAGACUCCUGCGGUCAUUUCGGACGAUGAUGUCGACAUGGCUGAUGCUGCGGACGAGGAGGAGGAGGUCCCCGAACCUAAGGAGAAGACCAAGUCCAAGAAGAGAAAGGCGGACGAAGAAGCCAUUAGCACCCCGGCACGGACUGAUUCUGCCAAGAAGCCUAAGAUCAAGCUGAACACAUCCUCCACUCCUAAGACGACAAACGGGACAGCUACACCAAAGUCGGCUAAAGAGUCAGCCGCUAAGCCUGCGAAGUCCAAAUCAGCCAAGAAGGAGGGUGCUGAGAAGAAGGCGGAGAAGGAAAAGGAGGUUCUCUUCUUGCGCCACAAACUUCAGAAGGGCUUGCUUACCAGAGACCAAGAGCCGAAGGAGGAAGAGAUGAAGAUGAUGUCAGACUACAUUACUAAGCUUGAGAGCUUCCCAGAUCUUGAGGUCUCGAUCAUUCGGGCGACCAAGAUCAACAAGGUCCUCAAGGCUAUUCUCAAGCUUGAUUCCAUCCCCAAAGAGGAGGAAUUCAACUUCAAGAGUCGUUCGCAGACGCUCCUUGACAAGUGGACCAAGAUUCUCAGUGGUGGUGAUGCCGCUGCUGCGUCCGCAACUCCGGCUCCCACCAAUGGUGUCAAUGGCACCUCCGGAAAGACUGAGGAGAAGAAGGAGACUUCUGCCACUCCUAACGGUGCUAAAGAGGAAAGCAAGGAAGCUGAAAAGUCCGAGGAUUCUGAGAAGCAGACCGAAAAGGAGGCAAGUGCGAAGAAGUCCGAGGAGCCUGAAAAGGCAGAAGAAAAGCCCGAAAAGGCCGAGAAGCCCGCUGAAGAGCCCAGUGAGAAGGAGGCAUCUGCGGCCCCGGAAACGGAUGAGGUUAAGUCUUAG